AUGUCUUCUUCAUCUUCUUCUUCCUCCUCCUAUUCUCACAAUUGGGUAUAUGAUGUCUUCCCGAGCUUCCGCGGGGAAGACGUCCGCGUAACAUUCUUAAGCCACUUUCUCAAGGAACUAGAUCGAAAACUGAUCACUGUUUUCAAAGACAGCGAGCUGGAGAGAAGCCAGUCGCUUGAUCCCGAGCUUAAACAUGCUAUUAGGGAGUCAAGGAUCGCUGUUGUUGUGUUCUCCAGAAACUACGCCUCUUCAAGCUGGUGCCUUGACGAAUUGGUGGGGAUCGUGGACUGCAAGAAAGAGUUUGGUCAAAUGGUGAUUCCGGUUUUCUACGGUUUAGAUCCUUCACAUGUAAGGAAACAAACCGGUGAUUUUGGAAAGAUCUUUGAUGAGACAUGCCUCAACAAAACAGAGGAAGUGAAGAUUCAAUGGAAGGAGGCUUUGACGAAUGUAGCAAAUCUCCUUGGAUAUCAUUCUGUGACUUGGGGUAACGAAGCUACAAUGAUUGAAGCAAUUGCUAAUGAUGUUUUGAGCAAACUGCUUUUAACUCCAUCAAAGGAUUUUGAGAAUUUUGUUGGCAUUGAAAAUCAUAUUUCUAAAAUGAGUGAGUUGUUGGAUUUGGAGUCUGAGGAAGUGAAGAUGAUUGGUAUAUGGGGUUCCUCAGGGAUUGGUAAGACUACAAUCGCAAGAGUUCUGUUCAGUCGUCUCUCUCGACACUUCCAAGGUAGUAUUUACAUAGACAGACGUUUCAUAGCUAAGAGUAUGGAUAUUUAUAGCAAGAGCAACCCGGAUGACUAUAACAUGAAGUUGCACUUGCAAGAAAAUUUCUUGUGUAAGAUACUAGAUAAGGAGAUGAUAGAGGUUGAUCACUUGGGUGCGGUGAAAGAGAAGCUAAAGAACAUGAAAGUUCUUAUCUUUAUGGAUGAUAUGGAUGACCAAGUGGUGUUAGAUACAUUGGUUGGUGGGGAUGAAUGGUUUGGUCCACGAAGCAGAAUCAUUUUGAUUACAAAAGAUAAGCAGAUUCUAAGGGGGCAUGGGAUAAAAUGUGUUUACGAGUUGGCUUCUGAAGUUGCAGACGGUGCAGGUCGUCUUCCUUUGGGUCUAAACCUUAUAGCUUCGAGUAUGAGGGGGAGAAACAAGAAGUAUUGGGUAGACUUGUUGCCAACUCUUCGGAAAGGUCUAGAUGGGAAAAUUGAGAAAGCACUAAGAGUGAGCUACGAUGGAUUAGAAAGGAAAGAACAUAAAUCGUUAUUUCGUCACAUUUCAUGUUUUUUUAACGGUGAUGAAGUCAGUAACAUCAAGUCGAUGCUUGCAGAUAGUGACUUGAAUGUUGAUAUAGGUCUUGAAAUUCUUGUUGACAAGUCCCUCAUACAUGUAAUACCAUCGCUAGAUCGUACGAAUAUUGUCGAGAUGCACUCUCUAGUAGAAGAAAUGGGAAAAGAAAUUGUCCGUGCUCAGUCCGACGAGCCAGGAGAACGGGAGUUCCUAAUAGAUUUGAAGGAUGUAUGUGAUGUACUUGAAGAUGGCACGGGUACUAAAAAAAUUAUAGGUAUAUCAUUGAAUGUAGAUGAGAUUGAUGAGUUGCCUAUACAUAAGAAAGCCUUCAAAGGGAUGAAAAGACUUCGUUUCCUAAACAUUUACACUAAGAAAUGGGACCAGAAGAAAGAAGUUAGAUGGCACUUACAUGAAGGCUUCAAAGAUUUUCCGCCUAAGCUUAGACUCUUGAGGUGGGACGGAUGCCCAAUGAAACGCAUGCCUUCUAGCUUUUGUCCUCAAAAUCUCGUUAAGAUCCAAAUGCAAGGGAGCAAACUUGAAACGUUGUGGGGAGGAAUUCAUUCACUUACAGGGCUCAAGAAAAUGGAUUUACGGAGAUCUACAAAUCUAAAAGAGAUCCCAGAUCUCUCCAUGGCCACUAAUCUCAAGACACUUAAUCUUGCGUAUUGCUCAAGUUUGGUGGAGCUUCCUUCCUUUAUUCAGUUUCUCAGCAAACUCAAGGAGUUAGAGAUGUCAUUUUGCGAAAAUUUGGAGAUUCUUCCAACCGGAAUGAACCUCAAAUAUCUCAAACGGCUCAGUCUCAGGGGAUGCUCACGACUGAAGAGUUUUCCUAAUAUCUCAAGCAACAUCCCUAUACUAAAAUUAAGCGAAACAGCGAUUGAAGAGUUUCUCCCUAACUUACGUCUAGAGAAUCUCGUCGAGCUUGAAAUGUGGAGAAUGAAAAGUGAGAAAUUGUGGGGAAGAGUUCAGCCGCUUACACCCCUCAUGGCAAUGCUAUCUUCCUCCUUGACCAAGUUGUCCCUCUCGGAUAUCCCGACUUUGGUGGAGCUUCCUUCUUCAUUUGAGAAUCUCAAUAAACUGGAAACGUUGAGCAUUAUAAACUGCAUAAAUCUGGAGACUCUUCCAAAUGGCAUCAACCUCAGAUCUCUUGAUUUACUCAAUAUGACUAGAUGCUCACGGUUGAGGAGUUUUCCUGAUAUCUCAACCAACAUCUCAAAGCUUUUUCUAAGCGGAACAUGGAUUCACGAGGUUCCUUGGUGGAUCGAGAACUUUAGUAACCUAAUCUUGAUAAGAAUGUGGGAAUGCAAAAACCUGAAGCAUGUUUCCCUCAACACUUCUAAAAUGAAACAUCUUCAGCUGGUAGACUUUUUAGAUUGUGGGGCAUUGACUGAAGCUAGCUUGAAUGAUAGUCCAAGUGCGGUGGCAAUGGCAACAGACAGUUAUCACUCUAAUUUUUCUCCAUCGCUUCAAGAAGAUCACUGUACACCAAACAUCCGACUCAAUUUCGCAAACUGCUUCAACUUGAAUCAGGAAGCUCUAAUUGAAAAACAAACAGUUUCACAGGAACAACUAGUCUUGCCAGGGGAAGAAGUGCCUUCAUUUUUCACUCAUCAAGCGUCUGGCACAUCCUCCUCUCUGACCACCCCUCUGCUUCCUAGUUCUCUCUUGCAACCAUUCUUCAGAUUUAGGGUUUGCGCUGUUCUUAAGUCCAUAAGUAGUGUCGAUGGUGUAGAUAUCCAUGUAAACUGUCGGUUCAAAGACAGAUUUGAGAACAUCUCUGAAUCCUUUGGCCAUCGACAAAGAUUUUGGGCCACUCAUAAGGAUAGUCAUCUGUUUAUAAUGGACUGUUGUUUCCCUCUAAACAAAGACAAUGCUCCUCCUAUAGCUAAACCGACCUACGAUCACGUGGAUAUACAACUUCAGAUAAGUACAAAUGCUGUUCUACCUUCACUGAACUACGGGGACUCCACAUUAAGGUUAAAGAGAUGGGGUGUACGCCUCUUGAACGACUAUUCAUCAGCGGAGAAAAGACUUGGUAAUAUAAAUACUCUUCCACAUGUUUGUGAAGCCGAUGAAGACAAUAUGGUUGAUGAUGAAUGCAAUGAGACUGAACAAGGUGACGAAUAUGGAGAUAGCUUGGUGGAGACGGAAAGAUGCAGGAAGCGUAUGCGGACUACAUGA
Messenger RNA from Microthlaspi erraticum, 3453 nucleotides. The record is from the annotation of a GenBank genome assembly. NCBI's taxonomy places the organism in Eukaryota, Viridiplantae, Streptophyta, Magnoliopsida, Brassicales, Brassicaceae.